GGUUAACCACACCAUGCUGACAUCUCGGAGUAGGGACCUAAUUAGUGACCCCAGUCCGGUUGAGUCGCAAUAUUAAAUUAAACCACCAUGCUGAUACUGCUAGGUUCAUAUGAAAUCAACAAAAUGAGGCUCUAAGAAUAUAAUAUGUACCAGGUAAUUCGAAAAGAAUUUGUUCUUCACCACUUAGGUAGAUUCCUUCUCCCGUCGUAUUCCUAUUGGCGUUAUAUCCACCGUGUAUCGCUUAAUAGACCAAAGAGACAACUAUAUCACAAGAAAUAGUUUAAAAUGGAAUCAUCUGAGCAUUUCCCCGCCGGUGAAAAUAUUGAAGGGAUGGCGACCCCCGUCUCAGAGAACCUCGGCGCAAGUUCGACGCCCGAGAUUGCCAUAACAGAAAGGGACACUGACGCACCUGAUAUAUUAGCUGCUAGGUCGACCGCGAAUGAUCCCGACGACAGUGGACAGCAAGAUAUAACCACAGAACCUCAUGAACCCAAUGAUUUAGAUAUAAUUAUCGAUAUUGUGGUGGUGGGCAUCGACAACGAGGCGACAGGAAGAACAAAUCCGCUUCUUCCGCAAAGGCUUAAGAGAAGACGGCAGAUCCAGGAGUCGGAUACUAGUGCUGCAGAAAGAGGAGAGCAUAGAGGCCAUCAAGGGACAGCCUUCAGCACGACUAACCGGCCUCUCAAUCCAGUCGUUAAUCAGGUGUUGUGCGAUAAUAGCCUUUCGGGAGCUCGAAUCACAGUUUUCCCAAAAAGCAACAAUGUUCUCUUUCCGGAAAACUCCGACAUUGAAGCCGAGCGCUUCUUAGGGGAACUGGAGAAAAAGAGGGAAAAUGGCCAUUUCAAGGAAGUUCCCAUAGUGUUGAUAGAUACAGGAUAUGGAUACCCCAUUAUAGAGCAACUCUUCGGCCACAUUCAAUCAUCGGCUUCUAAUAUAAGCAAUAUGAUUUCCACAGUCGUAUUCUUGGAAACUAUAGUUCCAUAUCCACAGGAACCAGGGAAAGGAGAACCCCAGAAUAGUCAGUCCGAAAAUGACCCAAUGGUAACGUGGUACCCUCGUACAAUCCAAGUCAGCGACUAUUGGAAAACCCUCUUUACAGAGCUGGGGUGGACGAACAACAUUGAGUCGUGGCGAGCGUUCUGUAAUCUAGCAAAAGAAUGGGGUGUGUCUGUUGUUGGAUUCGGCCAAUCCGCCUCUAAUAAAGAGGGUCCGCAAUUCCACGAUAAUUUCAUGAAAUUUGUACCCUACGAGAACAGACCAGAGAAACCUGCCCAAACCACUGACUCGCAGGACCCUAAUUAUCGUCAGCUUGUGGAUGAGAUUCAGACAGGUCUUUUCAUCAAAGCCUUGAGUGAUCAGACGCUUGAAAGCUUGCUCGAAGUUUUUAUACGUAGAAACUAUAAUGUAUCUUUACAAGAACACAAACGGACACAGCUCAUCCACAAGGCGGCUUCUUGCGUCUAUGGUACAGCACUGUUACAUCUCAUCUCUGCAGCUCCCCGCCUAGCAGCAAGUAGGAGCGAGGAUGGAUCAACCCCCCUUCACCUCGUGAUUAGAAAGGCCGUGGAUGAUAAACCUGACAAGAAUGGUCGAGCUGAAUUCGAAUCGAUAAUUUCGAAAUUGGUUGCGACGUUAGAAGAUCUUCCAGGUACAAAGGACCUAAAGAACGUCAAAGAUGUCAAAGGUAAAUCGGCAUGGGAAUAUGCUAGCGAGGACGAACAUCAAUGGAUAAGGGAAUUGAAGCGGUAUUCUGUCACUACCGGUAAUAAAAUCACGCCUGAUGCGAAAACAUUGCCCGAAAAUCUCGUCACCGGAACUCCAAACGAUGUUCAAACCAGGGCCUGCAAAAAGUCAGAGGCAACUGUUGCCCAAUUCUACGUUUCGGAAGAUGGCAGACAAGACUCCUUCAAUAAACAGCAACUCCCUGUAUAUUGGCUCCUCUACAACACACGGCCGAGGAUUAGGGAGUUCUUCAAGCAACUUAGCAGCGCCGAGGAAAAGAAAAAGAAGACAUGUCGAUGGAUUCACCUCCCUGCAAACAAUGAGAGAUGGGUUUAUGACCUAUUUAGCCAGUUAGAAAUAGUGGACACGUCGACGAGCGGAAAGCGUCACGAAGGCGUGACGACAUACGAUCGACACAUGAUUGCCGGUACCGAAAAGUAUACCCAGCUAUCAUUAAAUACUUCUAUGUCGCCAAAGCGUGCUAGAAGUGUAGGUGGUUCCCACCGGCGCUCAAUAUUGGCGCAAAACAAUAUAGAUUUAAACCCACCAGCCAGGGCUGGAAGAAGUAAGGAGGAUGAAGGUCGCGAUGCAUCUACCCCUUUAUCAAGGAACAUAUCGGAUACGAACAACGCUAAGAAAACGGAGGAAACUGCAUUUGUUCUGUUUAUGCCAAUCCUUGGUUUUGAGAAGCAUGAAUACCGCAAAAGAUUAAAGUUGGUAAUGGAAAAUCCGACUAUAGAAGGGAAUCCUCCUAUGGAUGAGACCCCACUUCUCGUACAGGCUUAUUAUGAUCAGAAAGAAGUAUCGUUGCAUUGUCGAAGAACAUUAGAUCAAUUCACAUACACCAUGCUACCAGACACCGAGGAACGGGACAGCGACCAGGUCAUCUCCAAAUGGUGGAAACAGAAAGAACAGUUGCGCAAGGGUCCACCACGUUUCUCAAAAGAGGAACUUAAAAAUAAAAGCCCAGUGCUCAUGGUGGACCAGCUGUGGCUUUGGAUUCUCGAAGGUGAAGCAACAGUGAUGACAUGCUUUCCUGACGCAUGGGACUCGACAGCAGGGUACAAUCUUCUUCAGCAGAUUCUACGAAAGAAGGCAAAAAGAAAAGAUAACCGACCCCUCGUUCAAUCCACCACAUCCUUAGCCAACUUGAUAUUGGGAUGUAGCGUGGAUUUCAUACGACGAGAUGGUCCCAUGAGAGUUUCACUCAAAGAAUCCUUCCAGUCUAGUAUUGCUGAUAUUGCUAGAAAGCAAUCGACACAGUUCCAAAAGUUCAAAAGACUAGUCGAAGAGCUACAGAAUAGUAGUCAGUUGGACCAAAACGAUAGAGCCAUCAAGACCGAUGGCCUCUUCCAACUAACCGAAGAAUCGCACCUUAUGGCUUCCAUCAUGGAUAUUCAAGACGAGCUCAAGUCGAUCAAGGAUGUAUUUAAAAAGCAAAAUGAGGUCCUGGUGAGAUUUCAUCAACUCACGAAAGACGACUAUAAAGACAACCUAAGAAUAGUCGAAUCCAAUAUCGCAGCAGUUGAAGAAAUGGAAAUGUACGCCGAAAAGGUUCAUAUUGAGCUCAAGGGACUUCUCAGUCUCAAGCAGAAACAGGCAAAUGCGUGGGAAGCGAGGUUCGCUCGUGAGGGUUCGGAACACACUCAGCGUCAAAGCAAGAUCACAAUGGUCUUCACGAUAGUUACUAUCUUGUUUCUCCCCCUGUCAUUCAUGUCUAGUGUGUUCGCUAUUCAAGUCGAUGUUUUCCCUAGGGAUGCGACAUCACAGAUUGCGUGGCCUAUAGAUGAAGUCAUGGGGCUUCUGUUUGGCAUAUCAUUUGCCGUCAUCAUUCCCCUAAUCAUCGUCGCUUUCCGUGUCAACCAGAUUUCUAGCGCCUUUAGUAAAGCUGCUGGCUACAUCUGGCCCUCUAAAAAUCUACCUGUGGAAGAAUGCAGGGAUGAAAGGAACAACCAUGUCAGCGAUCUUCAUCCUGAUAGCCUUUAUACAAUAUCUAGAUCUCCUACCUGGAACAGUACACCUAGAAGGAGUUCUAUACACAUGAAGUCACGACGGUUCGACGAAAAUAUCGAAGACCUUGAGCAGAAUGAGGAUGCUCGACUGUUUAAUCUACAGAGGCCAUUUAUGGCGUCACCUACAGACAGCACAGGGAAUAUUCACGACUGGUCAAAUCUGAAGCUAUCGGAUGUCACACCAGCCUUAAACUCGGAUGAAGGGGAUUCAUCAUCGCGCCGGAGGUUUUUAGAUAUGAAUCUAGCCCAUCGACGCCAAAGUAUUGCUGGAGAUGCAGGGAGUAUCUUGAGGGGUAUGUGAUAGGUAGGUAGGUAGCUUGGACCACUUUAAUAGUUAAAGCUCGAUGUUUACGAUAAUUCUAUUUCCUAAUAUACUUCACUCCUGU
Annulohypoxylon maeteangense is the source of this 4120-nucleotide messenger RNA. RefSeq lists its product as uncharacterized. Gene Ontology annotation, biological process: transmembrane transport; metal ion transport. Lineage: Eukaryota; Fungi; Ascomycota; Sordariomycetes; Xylariales; Hypoxylaceae. The coding region runs from base 286 to 4035 and encodes 1249 amino acids. The record is from RefSeq and is a predicted model, not a curated record. Gene Ontology annotation, molecular function: metal ion transmembrane transporter activity. Gene Ontology annotation, cellular component: membrane. The transcript is spliced from 12 exons.